Molecule: messenger RNA, 1377 nt
Organism: Spirodela intermedia
Lineage: Eukaryota; Viridiplantae; Streptophyta; Magnoliopsida; Alismatales; Araceae
Source: the annotation of a GenBank genome assembly
AUGGAGAACGAAUUCUGGAAUUUCAGCGACCAGCUGCGGGUGGAGACGUCCGCCAGCUUCGCGAACCUGUCGAUCGGAGAUAGCAUCUGGGCGAACCCCUUUCCCGCCAAGGGCCGGAACGAGGAGCGUCAGAACGUCGAUAACGCCGCCGCCGUGCGUGCGCCGUCCGUCAUAGGAGCAGGGCAGAUGCACGCAAAGCAGAAUUUCCUGCAGCAACAGCAAGCGGAGAAGCCCGGCUUCGUCGAUCUCAACGGCAACAACGGCGGGUGGAAGGCGUCGUUCGGUGGGAGCAAGAGCGCCUUCGCCAACAACACUAACAGCUUCUUAAGCCGGGAGAUCGCCAGACCCGGGAACCUGCUCAACAAAGAAGUCAACAAGCCUGUCAAUGGCCUCGCGCAACACCCCAGGAGGAACAACGACAACAAUGAUCUCGGCAAAGGCAAGGGAGUUAUCGGCGGCAAGAAGAACAGCGCCAACAAAAACAGCAACAUCAACGACAGGAAUAGCAACGAUAAGGUUGCGGUAGAUAAGAGGUUCAAGACCCUGCCGGCAUCGGAGGCGCUGCCUCGUAGCGAGGCGAUCGGCGGAUAUAUAUUCGUCUGCAACAACGACACCAUGCAGGAGAACCUCCGCCGGCAGCUUUUCGGUGAGUUUUUCCGUUCUUUUUGAGGAUCAGUUCUUUCCCGAAAUGAAAUCUGAACUUCUGAUGACUUAAUUCGAAAUCUCAACGAAACCUCCAGGCCUACCGCCAAGGUAUAGGGACUCGGUCCGGGCGAUAACGCCGGGCCUGCCGCUGUUCCUCUACAAUUACUCCACUCAUCAGCUCCAUGGCGUCUUUGAGGUACUCUAUUGAUUCCCGCCCGACCCAGAAGAUAAUUCCUUCGACUCAUCAGAGGAAAAUCGAAGAACCUAAUGAUUCUUUUGCUUUCUUCUCCGUUCAGGCCGCCAGCUUCGGUGGAACUAACAUAGACCCAACGGCGUGGGAGGACAAGAAGUCCCAAGGAGAAUCCCGCUUCCCUGCUCAGGUACUGAGAAGCCACAUAUUUUUAUAGUUUACCCAGACGACGCUCGUGUCCUCCCUGGUUUUCCCUAAUCUGGCUGCCUCCGGUUGUUGGGUUCUUCUCUAGGUGAGGGUUCUCACAAGGAAGAUCUGCGAGCCGCUGGAGGAGGACUCUUUCCGGCCAGUUCUCCAUCACUACGACGGCCCCAAGUUCCGGCUGGAGCUCAGCGUUCCCGAGGUACAUCCCCAACACACUUAUUCCUCCAAGAACCACCCAGCUUCCCGAUUUGUCCUCCGCGAUCUCAAGAACUAAACCUCGAUUCAACACUUCGCAGGCGCUGGGUCUCCUAGAUAUAUUUGCAGCGCAUAGCGCCUGA